AUGCAAUCGCAGCACCUUGCUCGUGCUCUGCCCUCACCACCAGGCAGUCACUUCCCGCACACAGUCUUGCCACCACCGGGACCUGCUGCCGGGCCCGCGAACCAGGCCGCUCACACAUCGCAUCUACAGGACCUGCAGCAUCAGAUUUCUACCAAGACGCUGGCACUACAAACGUUGCAGCGCGAGCAUGACCAACUGCUGGCGGCAUUCUCUCGAUCUCAAAUCCGGUGCAAUACCCUAGACAAGAAGUCCCAGGUAUCUGACCAUGAGAUCAAUAGCCUGACCGAGGAAAAGAUCCGACUCCAGCAACAGGUGGAAAUGCUCGAAGCCCAGGUAGAGGAUCUGGCUAAGGCACGUGACGAAGUGCAGAAGCAGUCGUCCGCGGACGGAGCGCAGUGGCGACAGAUUGUGGCCAUGUCUUCCCAGCUGCAGAUGAAGAGUGCCGAAGAGGCACGACUACACAAAGCCACCAAAGAUGCAUGGGCCGAGGACCGCGCCAAACUGGAGGGCCGCAUCCGGGAACUGGAAGGUGCCAAUCCGACCGUUCGGCAGAAUUCUCACAAGCAUUCGCAGAAGUUCCCGGAAGGCAAAGAGGAUGUGGUCAGCUCUAGCUCGCUAGAUUUGCUGCGAGAUGAGAUCUCAAGCUUACGACGCCGGUGUACCAGUCUGGAAACUACUCUUCGCGAGGUAACGGGGGAAACGGAGCAGCUGGAUCGAGCAAUGAAAGCAAUGGCCAAUAUCCGCGCUCGCGUUGCUGACCAGAUCCGAGGCGGCGAGGAAGGCGCUAGCUGA
This is a messenger RNA of Cyphellophora europaea CBS 101466, 792 nucleotides long. RefSeq lists its product as uncharacterized. Lineage: Eukaryota; Fungi; Ascomycota; Eurotiomycetes; Chaetothyriales; Cyphellophoraceae. The record is from RefSeq and is a predicted model, not a curated record. The transcript has a single exon. The coding region runs from base 1 to 792 and encodes 263 amino acids.